CAACCGAACAGGCAUUUGGGAAAUAGCUAUGACGACAGGGGUGCCGUUUUUGGCACAACACCGGAAGAGCAACUAGUGCAAGUUUAAUGGACAACAAGGAAUAAACGCUUGUUUAAGUUUAGUCUCGAUAACACGCGUACUCUUCUUUGUCGGAGCCUAGUUUCUUUUGAGUCGCUAAAAUGCCUUUAUUUUCCCAAAAUCCCUUCGAUCAAGAUGUUGAGAAAGCAACAAAUGAAAACAACACAACAGAUGACUGGGGGCUCAUCAUGGACAUCUGCGAUAAGAUUGGAACGACAGCCAAUGGCCCGAAGGACGGCCUGAAAUCCAUAAUGAAGCGAGUCAACCACAAAGUGCCUCAUGUCGCCAUGCAGGCUCUCAACCUGCUGGGGGCUUGUGUCUCAAACUGUGGUAAAAUAUUCCAUCUGGAAAUCUGCUCCAGGGAUUUUUCCAGUGAAGUACGCUCCGUGUUGGGCAAGGCCCAUCCGAAGGUUUGUGAAAAGCUAAAGGCCAUGAUGGUGGAGUGGGCAGAAGAUUUCCAGAAGGAUCCACAGCUCAGCUUGAUUGGUGCCACCAUCAAGUCUCUGAAAGAAGAUGGCGUCACCUUCCCUACCUCAUCCUCACAGGGAUCCAGCACAAAGGUCAGCACACCUGCUGCAAGUAAAGCACCAGAUGAGGAGGACCUGGCCAAAGCCAUUGAGCUGUCCCUACAGGAGCAGAAGCAACAAGCAGACACACGAGCCCUAACCUUGACCUCUGACCCCCCAAACCUCACUAACGGAAGUGGAGGACAGGAAGCCCGCAAGGUGCGCGCGCUGUAUGACUUUGAAGCUGCUGAAGACAACGAGCUCACCUUUAAAGCUGGAGAACUCAUUCUGUUGUUGGACGACAGCGAUCCAAACUGGUGGAAAGGAGAAAACCACAGAGGAGUUGGGCUUUUCCCCUCUAACUUCGUCAGCACCAGUCUGAACGUUGAGCCAGAGCCAGUGGUUUAUGUAGAGAAGGCAGCCAGUUCUGACGAGGCGAGCCCGGAACUCAAAGCUGAGCCCGAGCCGGUCUACAUCGAUGAGGCGAAGAUGGAUCGAGCGUUGGCGCUGCUGCAGAACACGGACCCUGCGGAUUCCACCCCUGACUCGUCGGAGCUAACACACCUGGAAGAUGCUUGUCAGCAGAUGAACCCGCUGAUAGAUGAGAAGCUACAGGAGAUCGACAGGAAUCACUCCGAGCUAUCGGAGCUGAACGUGAAGGUGCUGGAGGCCCUGGACCUCUACAACAAACUCAUGAACGAAACUCCGUUCUACUCGGCUUACUCCAAGCUGCAGCCCCAGUACGGCCCAGCCACGUCUUCCAUGGCCAUGCAGGGUUACCUUGGACCAGCUGGGGCCCCCUACCUGCCUCCAGGGAUGCCCCAGGUUCCUCCUGUGCAGCCUUACGCUUUACCCAGCGACCAGCCUGGACCACUACAGUCUCUGCCCCCCUCUGUCUCAGCUCCAGCCCUCAACCAAGGCAUAGCAUCUCGCUCCUCAUGCACUGUUAUAAACGCUGCGGUUGUGAACCCAGUUCCAUACCCCCCCCAGGCGGGUGUAGCUAUGGAUUUGCCAGCCUAUUACAACUCCAGCAUGGCUCCUGUGUCUUAUCCGGUUGCUGGUCCUCCUCACCAGGCUCCUCCUCCUCCUCAGCAGCAGCAGCAGGCGUAUUAUCAGCAACCUCUGCUGUAGAUGUCUGACUGGAAGCAGACCUCAGGAUGCACCCCUCAGAUGUUCUACUUACCCCCUCCUCUCCGGCUGGACUUGUUUCCAGAAAUCCUCAGGCCUCGUCCACGUCUCUGCAAGCAGCUCAGCUAGGUUUGUGGAACGGGUCUGCUGCGCAUCAAACGUUUGGACUCGGUUCUGAUUCCGAUCAAAGUUUCAGAGCUUUUCUCAUCUCUCCUUGGGCUGAGCAGAACACAGAAGAGUUGGGUUGGCCUCCAAGUGCAGCAACCGUCUCACUAGCUUCUGCUACUCUCUCUCACACGAUGAUGUCGUUUUUCCAGAUCUCGUGUUCAGAGCUGGAGAAAGAUACGAUUUUCUAUGUUCUAGUCCUCUUUAUUACCUCCAUCCCACUUGUUAAUCCUAAACGGUGCUUUGCUGUCGAAGCACUCCUGAGUCCAGAUUAACGGUCAGACACUUCUCACACUUCUCCAUGGGAAGUGCAAGCAUUCACAGGAUCCGUGAUGUCGCCGGUGUUUAGUGCGGCAGUCAGAGCUGAUCUACUUUUCCUCUCAGAAGUGUGAGAUGGAUUCCUGCAAAGUCCAACCCAAAUGUACAGACAGCCUGUGAGACGACGCUGAGGGUAAACAAAGCUGAGAACACCAGAUGUACGUGGGCAGGGAAACCUGGGCCGUUCCCAAACGGCCACACGUGCAUGAUUAAAACACACACACACAAGCGCAGUGGCUUUAUGAUGGCAUGGUAGAGUUCCGAUCACAGCCUGAAUGCUUUGUUUGUCUUUGGGGUUUGUGUUUUUUUAUGUUGUAAACCCAGAACCAUUUGAUCUGAAAAGCUCGUGAUCAGAACCUCCAUCUCCUCACCCACCGGCGUCUCCACUCGGGCUGCUUCAUUCCACCUUCCCAUCACCCCACUGCCCUGCUUUCUGCUUUUAAAGACAUAUCUGUGUGUUUGGGUGUUGACGUGUUUUCUAAGGAUCAUCAGAUUUGAGAGUGAAAUUCUUUGUUGAUGUGAGAAGCUGCACUCGUUACCUUUAUGUCCUUAUUAGUGGGUUCCUUGCAUUCAGUGGAAACUAAGAUUUAAUGUUUAUGUAUAAAACCAAGAUGUUUAAUUUCAGAAUCACCUUUUUCCUGUGCUUUAAUUUAUAUAUAUUUAUAUGUGUGUAGAGAGAGAUUCUACAUUUUCAUGGGUAUAGGAAGAUGAAUCGUUCGUUUCUGUUCCGACAUCUCGGCAUGUUAGCAAACCCAACGAGGACUGAAAGCGUUUCCAGCCUGCUGGUGUUGCUCUUGAGCUGAGAUGAAGGUUGCUUUUCUCUGAAAUCUACCCUUGCGAGCAGUGACCUUCUGAUUUGAGACCAAAUAAAUGUUUCCUGUUAGCUCCCUCACAUAAGAGUUGUUGUAUAUUAAAUGUAAAUGACCUAGAUUUGUCACUGAUGUUGAAACUGCACCUUAGCUUUGUUAACGUGCAUUUACCACUGAAUGCCUUGUUUUUCUUUUCUGUACAAAUCAGAACAGUUACAUCGACAAAUCUUUUGCAAGGGAUUUCUUCCACAAAGUUCUUUGGAUUUGUAUAAUUCUGUACAUUUAAAGUAUUCCAGGAAAGGUUUCUUUAUCCGGGAUUUUAAACUUGCUUUUGCAACAGAGCAAACUAAAAAUAUUCUUUGAAAUAAAAGAGAGAAUACUAA
Messenger RNA from Nothobranchius furzeri (turquoise killifish), 3387 nucleotides. It is a transcript of the gene stam2, whose product is annotated as signal transducing adaptor molecule (SH3 domain and ITAM motif) 2. The record is from RefSeq and is a predicted model, not a curated record. Gene Ontology annotation, molecular function: phosphatidylinositol binding; ubiquitin binding. Gene Ontology annotation, cellular component: endocytic vesicle. Gene Ontology annotation, biological process: signal transduction. Lineage: Eukaryota; Metazoa; Chordata; Actinopteri; Cyprinodontiformes; Nothobranchiidae.